This is a messenger RNA of Sesamum indicum (sesame), 2516 nucleotides long. RefSeq lists its product as uncharacterized. The record is from RefSeq and is a predicted model, not a curated record. NCBI's taxonomy places the organism in Eukaryota, Viridiplantae, Streptophyta, Magnoliopsida, Lamiales, Pedaliaceae.
UGAGCGUGAGACCCACUCGCCUCACCCCUAUCUAUCACAGCAGCAGCAGCCACACUGCCUCUCAUUUUCUCUCUCCCCCGAGUCGCUUUCACGCUGCUCUGCUGCUCUCUCUAAAUAACGCCACCUUCUUCUCAAACCAUUUUCCCUCACUUCUGCUUUGCGCUCCUUCCCCCCGUUUCUCUAACUACUAUAACACGCUGCAAACUCUGUCUAAUUGAGAAUUUUGUUCGUGUAUUAACAGAAGGAUCUCAUGAAAAAUGGUACUAGUCCUAUCAUGUAAUCCCCGUUCUGUGUCUAGCGCUGCAGAGGUACAGUCUUCUGCGUGAUUGUUUUUGUUAUAUAUACUGGGUUGUGAUAUAUACAUAUAUAUAUCUGUGUUUAUAUUAAGUUGCGACGAGAAAGAUGGAGAGGAAACAAGGGUUUUUCUCGGCAUUGAAGGAGGAAGUGGUACGUGGCUUGUCUCCAGCAAGGUCACGAGCGAAGAGUCCGGGACGGAGCGCGUCGCCCAUGUCGGGUUUGCUCCGGAGGAAGAAGGUCAGUACCAGUAACUCUGGGUUGUUGAUUGCAAGAUCGGGCAGCCUGAGACCGGUUGGGGAGACGCUGACGCCUUUAAUGGAGGGUCCGGAUCCCGAUGGCGAGGAAAUCGGAGAGUCGAAGCGGGUGGGUUCGGGCCUUGGGCAGUGGGUUCGAGGGCAACUGACUCGAACCCCGUCGGUGGUCGUGAAUGAGAAUGGUUGCGGCAGCAAGAGGUCCGAUCUGAGGCUGCUGCUUGGAGUAAUGGGUGCGCCACUGGCGCCGGUGCACGUUUGCACCACUGACCCUUUGCCUCAUCUCAGUAUAAAGGACACGCCCAUUGAAACUUCGUCGGCCCAGUACAUAUUGCAACAGUAUACUGCUGCUUCCGGAGGGCAAAAAGUCCAGAACGCCGUUAAGAAUGCUUAUGCAAUGGGAAAGUUGAAGAUGGUAGCUUCCGAGUUUGAAACUGCAACAAAAGUGGUGAAGAACAGGAAUGCUGCUAGAGCUGCUGAAUCCGGUGGAUUUGUCUUGUGGCAGAUGAAUCCUGACAUGUGGUAUGUGGAGCUUGCUGUUGGAGGAAGCAAAGUUCAUGCCGGCUGCAAUGGCAAGCUAGUGUGGAGGCACACACCAUGGCUCGGGGCACACACUGCCAAGGGACCAGUUAGGCCCCUGCGCCGAGCCCUUCAGGGACUUGAUCCGAGAACCACGGCUAGUAUGUUUGCUGACUCCAUUUGCAUUGGAGAGAAAAAUAUCAAUGGAGAAGACUGCUUCAUUCUGAAGCUUGCUGCUGACCCUCAGACAUUGAAAGCCCGGAGUGAAGGACCAGCAGAAAUCAUAAGGCAUGUACUGUUUGGUUACUUCAGCCAGAAGACCGGGCUUCUUGUUCACAUGGAGGAUUCACAUCUUACCCGCAUCCAUUCUAAUGGUGGGGAUGCCGUUUACUGGGAAACUACUAUCAACUCCUUCUUGGAUGAUUAUCGGCCUGUUGAAGGAAUUAUGAUUGCUCACUCUGGACGAUCUGUCGUGACCCUUUUCCGAUUUGGAGAGAUGGCAAUGAGCCAUACAAAGACCAGGAUGGAAGAAGCCUGGACAAUUGAAGAGGUUGCAUUCAAUGUUCCAGGUCUGUCACUUGACUGUUUUAUUCCACCGGCAGACUUGAGAUCAGGUUCCAUCAGUGAAACUUGUGAAUUUCCACGGGAGGAAAGAGGAAAAUCAGGAAUUGCCCUUGCAGCGCAUCGUGCAAAAGUUGCAGCGCUGGAGAACUCUCAUACUAGCAGCAUUGACAACGUAGUAUGGAAGGUUGAAAUCUGACCAAGUAGGAUCAACUUCUGGCAAAUGUUCAUAUGGUUAGGCAGUUUCUAGCUUUACUAACACAUAGAAAUAACAUAUAGUCUCAGUCUAUUGAGAAAUUUCAUUAUAGUUGUCACGUCUCCAUUAGUCUCUGUUAUAGAGCAUAAUCAUAUACAGGUUCUUGCCGAGCCUCAUUGAACAUACUCCUAUAGCAGAAUCCAACUAGUGGGUGUUGGAGCUCGUUUUUUCUGGCUACGGGUUUGGGCAAAUGGAGGCUUAGUUUUCAGUUUACCUCUGUUUGAUGGGGAAGGGUGGUGAAGCUUUAGUAUUAGUACUGGCAAAACCAUUGAGAUUUUUCUCAUUUUCAUUUGACUAACCUUUUCCCAACCUAAUAUACACGGCUUUGGCAGUUAGAAGGGAACUACUGCUAAUUGGUUGGGUUUUAGUACAUCCAUCGGUUCUUGUGUGUCAUUUCCGUGUCUUAGUUGUUUGUCUAGUGUUUUGAAGUCUCCCUUUCCUUGGGAAGGAGAAGGGAAUUCCUCUGUAGCUUCUAGGGAGAGGAGGCCAAGUUAGCAAGUGAACCAACUCUUAUGGUUGCAAGUAGCAGCAGUUGUCUUCACCUGCUGGGUAGAAAACCUUGUAAACUGGAAAAUAUCCCAUGAGUUACUUGAAUUAUUUAUGUAAUGUUUACAAAUAUCAGUUUUUUGUUA